This is a messenger RNA of Cebus imitator (Panamanian white-faced capuchin), 1205 nucleotides long. RefSeq names its product nucleotide triphosphate diphosphatase NUDT15-like. Lineage: Eukaryota; Metazoa; Chordata; Mammalia; Primates; Cebidae. The transcript is spliced from 3 exons. Gene Ontology annotation, cellular component: cytosol. The coding region runs from base 1 to 657 and encodes 218 amino acids. Gene Ontology annotation, molecular function: 8-oxo-7,8-dihydrodeoxyguanosine triphosphate pyrophosphatase activity. Gene Ontology annotation, biological process: dGTP catabolic process. The record is from RefSeq and is a predicted model, not a curated record.
AUGGCGCCGCCUAGCGGGCGGGCGGAGAGGAAAAGAGGCGGUGCCCCGCAGGGGGAGCCCAAGUUUCAGUGCAAAGGUCAUUUCCACAAAGAGGCCUUCUGUAUCCCAUUAAGUAAUCUCUUACGCCUUCAGUCCGUCCUCCUGCGGACUGUGACACCCAGCACGGAGCCGCAGGGGUGGCAGUCCGGAGUCGGAGUCGUGGUGACCAGCUGCAAGUAUUCACGUUGCGUCCUCCUGGGGAAGAGGAAAGGGUCUUUCGGAGCUGGCAGUUUCCAGCUCCCUGGGGGUCAUUUGGAGUUUGGCGAGAGCUGGGAAGAAUGUGCUCGAAGGGAAACGUGGGAAGAAGCUCUUCACCUGAUACAUGUUCGCUUUGCCUCAGUUGUAACUUCUCUCAUUGGGAAGGAAAAUUACCAUUAUGUUACUAUAUUAAUGAAAGGAGAAGUAGACGUGACUCAUGAUUCAGAAUCAGAGAGUGUAGAGCCUGAAAAAAAUGAAAGUUGGGAGGGGGUUCCCUGGGAAGAAUUUCCUCCACUAGACCAGCUUUUCUGGGCCCUGUGUUCUUUGAAAGAACAAGGCUAUGAUCCAUUUAAAGAAGAUCUGAACCAUCUGGUAGGAUGCAAAGGAAAGCAUCUCAAGGGGGCUGAGAAGAUUUCUUGAUUUUCUUUAAAAGACAAAAAUAAGGUCGGUUUAGAGAAUGAAAAAUAUCUGCAUUUCGGAACAACUCCAUUUUAUCUAUAAAAGUUCUUGUGAUCACCAGUUUAUUUCCAGUCUCUUGAUGUGCCCACCACCGCUUCAGCCAGUACUUGAGAACAUUUUUUUGAAAUAUGUAAUUGAAUUGUAUUUCAGACACAGAAUAUAUGAUAAAUAAUAUGUUAUUUAUGGGUAAUCUGCUUUCCAUGUUUAUCUAUGACAUUUACUGUGCAGUUUGUCAUUACUAGCUUGCAUGGAAUAGGAUGCUGUCGAAUUUGCCUUAGUGUUCUGUUCAAAUAGAAAUCCAAAUUCAAAUAUUGUAGUUUAGAUUCAAACACAGUCUGCCUGUUGCAAAAUUUACCAAGUUUGUUGAUGUACCUCUUUUAUUUAAAAAAAUUGGGUGGGGGGUAAUAUAUUAUGACAGUCUUUGCAACUUACAGGGAAUAGGACAGGCCAUUGGGGUGUAUUUCCCAAGUCUCCAAUUGAGAACCUAAACCAAGAGAAGUGACAUAAAC